AUGAAGGACAUCGAUUUGGAUAAGGACAAUUUACCCCUUGAGAGGGCACUAGGGGUCCAAUGGGAUCCAGAGUCAGACAAGUUUGGCUUUAAGACGAUAGACAAAGAUAAGCCGCCAACGCGCCGUGGUAUCUUAUCUGUGACAAGCUCAGUGUAUGAUCCGAUCGGCUUUCUUUCACCGUUCAUUCUGAAAGCUAAGUUGAUCCUGCAGGACUUAUGCCGCCUUGGAAUAGAUUGGGACGAUGAUAUCCCUGAGGAGCAUAUGGCUAAGUGGCAGAGAUGGUUGUCAGAUUUACCUAAGGUUUCAAACUUCAAGACAGACAGGUGUGUCAAACCGAAGGACUUUAACAAUGUGGUUUCUUCCCAGUUGGUGCACUUCAGUGACAGUAGUGAAGCUGGAUAUGGGGUAGUGUCUUACCUCAGACUGGUGAAUGGCGAUGGAAGGAUCCACUGCUGCUUGCUACUUAGCAAAUCUCGUGUUGCACUGCUCAAACAUAUCUCAAUUCCAAGAAUGGAAUUGACAGCAGCCACUGUAGCUGUUCGUGUUGAUAGAAUGCUCAGAAAGGAGUUAGACUUAACCCUCGACAAGUCAAUCUUCUUCACUGACAGUACCGCUGUCAUCAAGUACAUUAGGAACAAGGGUACCAGGUUCAAAACAUUUGUUGCCAAUCGACUAAAAAUCAUCCAUGAUGGAUCUGAUGCUUCCCAGUGGUGUUACAUUGACACAAAAUGUAACCCAGCAGAUCAUGCUUCGAGAGGCCUGUGGGCAGACGCUUUCUUGAACUGUAGUUCUUGGUCCAAUGGUCUAGAGUUUCUGUGGAAACCUAUGGAGGAAUGGCCGACUUACCCCAGCGUCAUAGCCAACCUUGUUGGAGCAAACAACGUGGAUGAUCUUGAGAUCAAGUGUGCUGCAGUUGGUGCAGUUAUUUCAGUUGACAUAGAGGAUAGUGCGUCUGAAACUGUAAGAAAGCUGAUAAAUCACUACUCAUCUUGGAGUGGGCUGAAGAGAGGCGUAGCGCUGAUACUUAGGGUGCGUGGAGAGCUUCUGCGCCGCAGCAGAGUUCGUAAACAGAACUUAGAUGUUCAGAGGCAUGAUGUGACUUGCAGUCCGCUGACUGUUGACGACUUGAGAAAAGCUGAGAAAGCCAUUCUGGUUUUCUCUCAACGCGAGACAUUUUGUGAGGAAAUCAAAUGUCUUGAGGAAGGAUCAGGAAAUGUUGUGAAAAGAGCCAGUACAUUGUACCAACUUGAUCCAUUCCUAGAGGAUAGUCUGGUCAGAGUUGGAGGUCGGUUGAGUAAUUCAGCUAUGCCAAGGAAAGCAAAACAUCCAGUGAUUUUGCCUAAAAACUGUCAUGUUUCUCAGCUGAUACUCCAGGACAUCCAUAGAAACUUACUGCAUAGUGGUAGAAAUCAUAUGAUAGCGAAACUCAGGCAGAGAUUUUGGAUUACUAAUGCCAAUUCAGCUGCCAGAAAGGUGAUUUCAGACUGUGUUACUUGCAGGAGACAUCGAUCAAAGGUGAUUGAACAGAAAAUGGCAGACUUGCCAGAACCGCCAUUCUCUCGGACAGGAGUUGAUUACUUUGGUCCAAUCGAGGUCAAAAGAGGUCGUAGUACGGUAAAGCGCUAUGGUGUGUUGUUCACAUGUUUGACUGUCAGAGCUGUACACCUUGAAUUGGCAGACAGUUUAGACACGGACUCUUGUAUCAAUGCGAUUCGAAGAUUCAUUGCCCGUAGAGGUCAAGUUGUAAAGCUGCGCUCGGAUAAUGGCACUAACUUUGUUGCUUCUGAAAAGGAACUAAAGUUAGCAUUUCGCAGUAUUGACCAGAGUAGGAUCCAGCAAAUGCUGGCGAAGCAAGGCAUUGUGCGGGAGUUCAAUACUCCCUAUGCUCCUCACCAAGGAGGCAUUUGGGAGCGCCAGGUUCAAACUGUGAAACGGAAGUUGAAGGUUAUUUUGAAGGAACAAUCUGUGAGUGACGAGGGACUGCGUACUUUGCUUUGUGAAGUUGAGGCAGUGGUUAAUGACCGACCACUCACUAGAGCAUCAAGUGACCCUAGUGAUUUGGAAGUUCUUACUCCAAAUCAUCUGUUAUUGUUGAAGUCACAACCGUACUUGCCUGUUGGAACAUUUGAUAAGAAUGACCUGUACACAAGGCGUAGAUGGAGACAGGUCCAAUUUCUGGCUGACUUGUUUUGGAAGAGAUGGAUCCAGGAAUACCUUCCCCUUCUCCAAACAAGGCAGAAAUGGCUCACUCCCAGGAGGAACGUGGUUCCUGGAGACAUUUGUUUGAUUGUGGAUCAGAGUUCCCCGCGAGGUGCUUGGCCAAUGGCCAAGAUUGUUGAGACUUUUCCUGACAAAAGGGGUUUUGUCAGACGUGUAAGGUUGCGAACAGCAACUGGAACUGUACUGGAUAGACCUGUCCACAAACUGUGUCUGUUACUAGAAAUGGAUGAACCUCAGCAAGACUAA
Messenger RNA from Lineus longissimus, 2466 nucleotides. RefSeq lists its product as uncharacterized. The record is from RefSeq and is a predicted model, not a curated record. Gene Ontology annotation, biological process: DNA integration. NCBI's taxonomy places the organism in Eukaryota, Metazoa, Nemertea, Pilidiophora, Heteronemertea, Lineidae. Gene Ontology annotation, molecular function: nucleic acid binding. The transcript has a single exon. Bases 1 to 2466 code for a protein of 821 amino acids.